Rubroshorea leprosula is the source of this 397-nucleotide messenger RNA. The record is from the annotation of a GenBank genome assembly. NCBI's taxonomy places the organism in Eukaryota, Viridiplantae, Streptophyta, Magnoliopsida, Malvales, Dipterocarpaceae.
UUUAACAUUAUUUCAUUAGCACCUGUUUACCUUCACACCAUUAGAGAUGUCAACGAGGCUCCACGGGGCCGCAAGUCCCUUCACGUCCCUGCGAAUGGCGAAAACAGGGAUCUCUAUGGGAAUUUUCGAUAGAAGGCAAAUUUUGCCACCUUCCCCAUUCCCCGUGGGGAACGGCAGUCGUGGCGCAACAGCAGUCAUGGCAAAGCAAUGGCGUAGCAGUGGCAAAGCAGUGGCGCAGCAGUUGCAGAGCAGGGGCGCAACAGCUACCAUGGUGCAGCAGUAGCAGUCUCAGACGUAUUUGGUUUGGUAGCAGCAAUCCAAACUCCAGUUUAAGGCAAAAGGGUGAGAUGUGAAAUAGAGAAGGGUAGAAGGGCAGCAAUGAAGGGAUUGAGGGAUU